UCCAAUAUGGCGUCGGACAGUCAGAUAGUUAGCUAAAGAUACGCACAACAUUUAGUAUUUUUGUCUUCAACAAAAUACUGGUUUUCCAGCAUAACUGUCAGCGGUUAUGUCGUGAAAUAAUGUAAUUGUGUUUUAAUGUGGGAAAGGUUUAUGCUUCUCAGUUGAAAUAAUUGCUUUUUCUUACCUAGACGAUACUCUUUCAAUUUGCUAACACAAUUAGCCGUUAGCUCGCUGUGGUGGCCGGUGCCGGUUUUCGGCUUUCUCUCGGGGACAUGACUGAGGUUGAGGAGUUGCGGCCGGUCCCGCGGGAGAGGGCCAUCCUGGAAAGCUUCUUCACACAGCUCGGCAUGUUUUCUUUCGACCGGGCCAAGGAUUACGUGGAGAAAGAGAAGGACAACAGUAAGAGCGCCGGGGCUAUCUGGGCGGCUCUGCUGGCUGCUCUGGCUCACCUGGCUGCUGCGGAGAAGGCGUACCACAACAUGACAUUUCUGGGACAGAAAAUUGGUGGUCAGUCCUUCUUCAGUCGCAAAGACUCUAUCCGAACCAUCUAUACCUCUCUGUACAAUGAGCUGAGGAAAGUGGUAACUAUGGGGCGCCACAACCAGCCGGGCUCCGCCUCCUACCUGGAAGACCUGCUGUCUCACCUUUCAGAGCAGCUCUGCCACUUCACCCAGGCCAGGAUGGAGAUGGCCGAUCUGUAUGAGAAAAUGCAUUCGCUGGGCAGCCAGAAGAGCAUCAUCUCAGAAGAACUGGUCACCACACUGGAGGCAGUGCUGCAGAAAUACAGCUCCAAAUUCCACCAUCCCAUCCUGGGCCGUGUGGAGGAGUGCUUCCAGACAGAGGUGGAUGUGGUGACCCAGUUGCUUCGCUGCCAGGCCCAGGUGUCAGAGUGGCAUUUCCUACCCGCUCUGCUCAGCCUGCAUGGUGCUAACUCUAAGCUCACCGCCUGGGGUCAGCUCUUCCAGCGGCAGAAAGAAACCCGCAAGCAUCUGUUUGGAGGUCAGUCCCAGAAGGCUGUGCAACCUCCGCACCUGUACACAUGGCUGCAGCGUUUCCAGGCAGCUCUCCUUGCCAAGUUCAGCUUCUAUUUUCAUGAAGCCCUGAGUCGGCAGACAGCCCCAGCUGACAUGAGAGCUCUGACUGCCCGCACCACGCCAGACUACCAUGGCAAGAUCUGCUCCUUCAUCCGCAAGCAUGAUGCGAGCAACGUAUCCCUGGUGUUUGACAACCGUGGCUCAGAAAGCUUCCAAGGUCACGGUUACCACCACCCACAUUCAUACAGGGAAGCACCAAAGGGCGUGGAGCAGUUCCCUGCUGUGGUGUCCCUGCCUUCAGGAGAGCGGCCACUCACACAUUGGCCUAACGUCAUCAUGAUGAUGGGAGAUCGGGCGGCUGAGCUCAACACUCUGGACAAAGUGGUGCACUUUUAUGAUGACAAAGUCCAGAGCACCUACUACCUGACUCGGCCUGAGCCUCACUUCACUCUGGUGGUCAUUUUUGAUGGCAGGAAGUCUGAAAAGGAUUUGCACAUCACCGCCUUCCUGCAGGAGAUUUCAAGCUCACUUAGGAACUCCAAACCCUUUAGCACCCUCAAACCUGGGUCAAAGGGCUGAGCUAGUUGUUGGUCUUUGAGGUUUAUGUAGAACUGAUAGAUACAUGCUUAAAGAAAUAAUUCAACAGUGUUGGCAGUACUCUGAUUUACUUGUUUCUUCUGCUUUCAGAUCGUUUUUUGGACGUUGUGUUCUAUUUUCCAUCUGCUAUUUAGGUUGUUUUAAAUUUGCCAAAACACUUUUCAGACCAAAGAGAUCCUUGAGUUUUUACUCUGUGCACAAACCUUGGUCAUGACUGUAUGACAGCCUUGUAAGGCAUAGAAACGCUGCUAAUACCUAAUGCCUUUGUUUAACUUAUAAAUGACUUUAAUUAUGUUGAAUCAAAUACUGUUUCCACAUGUUUCUUUUUCUACUAUUACACCGUACAGUUCAGACAAAAAGUUUUAAGAUGUCUGCACUUUUAAUUCCUCCUCAGAGCAAAGACUCAAGUUAUGAUUAAAGCUUGACUGUAAAAUUGA
Molecule: messenger RNA, 2068 nt
Organism: Sphaeramia orbicularis (orbiculate cardinalfish)
Lineage: Eukaryota; Metazoa; Chordata; Actinopteri; Kurtiformes; Apogonidae
Gene: kics2
Product: KICSTOR subunit 2
Exons: 3
Coding region: 273-1613 (446 amino acids)
Biological process (GO): negative regulation of TORC1 signaling; cellular response to amino acid starvation; cellular response to glucose starvation
Cellular component (GO): KICSTOR complex
Source: RefSeq, a predicted model, not a curated record